AAACGUGAUGUAGUUUGGGAAGGUAGAGGAAUAGCGGCACAUAAUAGACGUACGCGGCACGCCGAGACAGAUGGAGAGGGAGAGGGAGGCAUAGCAUAGAAUAGAAAGGAGUUGGAUUGGACCACUCUCAAGUCUCAACCUGCAGCACUUUACUUUAUCCCUCUAAUUCAAACCCCCACCGGGAUUAGGUUAGGUUAGGUUCCUUCACACACCAACCAACCAACACUGAAACAUCAUGAUGUGGGAAUGGGAAGAUGACUUUGAAGAUCAUAACAUCCCCAAACCCGACCAACCCAACCCUGAUUCCUAUCUCAAUUUCGAUUUCUUCUCUUCUCUCUCCACACCCAAGGAUUACUAUAAGAUAUUGGAAGUGGAUUAUGAUGCCACCGAUGAUACUAUUCGCUCCAAUUACAUUCGUUUAGCUCUGAAAUGGCACCCUGACAAGCAGAAAGACCAAGAUGCAGCAACUUCACGCUUUCAAGAUAUAAACGAGGCUUAUCAGGUUUUGAGUGAUCCAGUCAAAAGGAAAGAAUAUGACAAAAAUGGGAUGCAUUACGUAUACGAUUACAAUAUCAUUGAUUAUCUUAACCGUUACAAGGGCCUUAUAUUGACGUGCAAUGGCCUCGGCAUAAAGCAUUCAAUAUGGUAAACCAAACCGACAUCACAGACAUCCUUCCAGUGCAUCUGGGACAGUUUUUUAGUACCUGGCGCUGCAUGCCAUGCUCAGUAAUGAAGAAGCCUGCUUAUGAUGAUGUCCUAGAGAGCUAGUUUCAUGCUUUUGUAUAAAAAAAGACAAAAAUGGGAUUUUUACGUCUUGUAACGUGAAAUUCUCUCGCCCUCUGUCUCUUUCCAAAUAUUUGUGUUUAUAUAUUCUCACCUUUCUGUGUGUAGGUUAAUAAAAAAUUGGUGCACUUUUCUCAUGUUGCACCAAAUUAAACUCUAAUUAUGGAACGAUGAGAUUGCAACUGAGGAGAACAUUUGGCAGAUGAUGAGAAAGAUGAACUAAAAAAAAGGGUAAAUUAUGGUA
Gastrolobium bilobum is the source of this 1027-nucleotide messenger RNA. RefSeq lists its product as uncharacterized. The transcript has 5 exons. NCBI's taxonomy places the organism in Eukaryota, Viridiplantae, Streptophyta, Magnoliopsida, Fabales, Fabaceae. The record is from RefSeq and is a predicted model, not a curated record. Gene Ontology annotation, cellular component: nucleus; cytoplasm. Bases 236 to 649 code for a protein of 137 amino acids.